CUCCAAAAGCUCUUCUCGUUGUUUGUGGUCUCGGCGGCACAAGAAGAAGAAGAAGAAAACAGGGCUCUAGAUUCAACCAUGGUGGCUGUGAAGAAAACCAAGAAGACCCAUGAGUCUAUCAACAACAGGCUCGCUCUCGUCAUGAAGAGUGGCAAGUACACUCUGGGCUACAAGACCGUCAUCGACACUCUUCGUAGCUCCAAAGGGAAGCUGAUUAUAAUCUCGAACAAUUGCCCUCCUCUGAGAAAGUCGGAGAUCGAGUACUACGCCAUGCUUGCUAAGGUUGGAGUUCAUCACUACAAUGGAAACAAUGUUGACCUGGGUACAGCAUGUGGCAAGUAUUUCCGAGUGUCGUGCCUUAGCAUUAUUGAUCCAGGUGAUUCGGAUAUCAUCAAGACACUGCCUGGUGAUCAGUGAUGGACUGCUGGACACUGCCUCCGUUGUCAAAGUAUUACUUUUCUUAGGCUUGUUUGCUCUAUUCACCAAUGAUGUAAUGCCCCGCUUUUGUUUGAAGAUUUUGUUUGCGGUUCUGUUAGUAGUGACUUGAUGAGACUUGAUCCUGCUGUUUAGACGAUUAUUUUUAAGUUAUUUUUGUUAUAAUUGGGUACUCACA
This is a messenger RNA of Rosa rugosa (rugosa rose), 613 nucleotides long. Its product is annotated as large ribosomal subunit protein eL30-like. The transcript is spliced from 4 exons. The record is from RefSeq and is a predicted model, not a curated record. Gene Ontology annotation, cellular component: cytosolic large ribosomal subunit. The coding region runs from base 79 to 417 and encodes 112 amino acids. NCBI's taxonomy places the organism in Eukaryota, Viridiplantae, Streptophyta, Magnoliopsida, Rosales, Rosaceae. Gene Ontology annotation, molecular function: structural constituent of ribosome; RNA binding.